AUGGAGGAGGUGCAGAGGAGUCGCGCGGGUUACUUCCGUCUCCCGGAGAGCGCCGGCUACCCCCGCGUUGUAGCCCCUCUCCUGGGGCGGCGAGCGCUCCCCCCGGCCCCGGCCGCGGCCGCGGCCCUCCCGCCCCGGCGGAGCCGCGCGGUGGAUUGUGGGCUGGGGGCUGCGGCGGCCUGGCGGCGGCCUCCGGCGCUGCCUCCCCCCGACCUAGUCGGGCUGAGCCGGGUCGGCGGGGCAAGGAGAAGCAGUGAACAGGGAGCAGAGGCGCUAAGGGUUGUGGUCGCGGCGGCGGCGGCUCCUCUGGAGGCCGGGGAUGUGGGAGAGGCGGUGGCAGCAGCGGCGGAGGCGGCGCUGCGGACCCGGGGGAAACUGCUGGCUGACAGGACACCCAGGAGAGACGUGAGGGAGCCGCCGCUGCCGCCUCUCACCCCAGAGCGGAGCUGGGCUCAAGAGGGCCGCCCUGUGCUCCCCCGGCUGACGGGCCAGCCGGCGCGGGGCGGGGGCGGGGGCGGGAAGGAGGGCUCGGGCCCGGCCGGGCUCCGGGCGGCGGCGGCCGCGGAGCAGCAGCCUCGGCGCGACGUGGAGGGCUGGAGGCAGCGACGAUGCACUAGGCCUCGCUCUGGGGCGGCUGCCCGGGACCCGCAGGAUAUGUAAUCUAGAAGUGGAAAUUAAAGUAACUUUUGAAGGGAGGAGAGGUACGUAGAAUACACAGGAAAAUGGAAACAUCAAGAAGUUCACAGUC
Hipposideros armiger (great roundleaf bat) is the source of this 748-nucleotide messenger RNA. RefSeq names its product atherin-like. Bases 1 to 660 code for a protein of 219 amino acids. The transcript has 3 exons. Lineage: Eukaryota; Metazoa; Chordata; Mammalia; Chiroptera; Hipposideridae. The record is from RefSeq and is a predicted model, not a curated record.